Molecule: messenger RNA, 1509 nt
Organism: Emiliania huxleyi CCMP1516
Lineage: Eukaryota; Haptophyta; Isochrysidales; Noelaerhabdaceae
Exons: 2
Coding region: 1-1509 (502 amino acids)
Biological process (GO): nucleocytoplasmic transport; activation of GTPase activity
Cellular component (GO): perinuclear region of cytoplasm; cytosol; nucleus
Molecular function (GO): small GTPase binding; GTPase activator activity
Source: RefSeq, a predicted model, not a curated record
AUGGACGCCGAGCUAGAUGCCGAGCCUCCUUGCCUUGCAGAUCUCAAUGACGACCUGUUGCGGAAGAUUGCCAGUCGGCUUGCCGAGUCUGACCUGGCUUCCGCCGUCGCCCUCAAACGAUGCAGCAGCCGCUUCAAGGACCUCGCCACCCCGCUGGUGGCAAACGCCGUUUCAAGGAUAAACACGAAGUGGCGGGAUGCGGCAGAUAAAAUCGGCGACGAGGGCGCUGCUCGGAUCAGAGGCGGACUCGAGCGCAACGAGGUGCUGACCACCCUCGCGCUCCCGCACAACAACAUCGGCGCGGAGGGCGCAGCCGCGAUCGCGGAGGCGCUACGCGGCAACACGGUGCUGACCACCCUCGACCUGAGCGGCAACGAGAUAUGCGGCAUUGACGAGGACGGUGAUGGUGCGUACGAUGCGUCCGGCAUCGUUGCGCUCGCGGACGCCCUCAAGGUCAACGGGGUGCUGACCACCCUCAACCUCGCCAACAACCAGAUCCGCGACCAGGGCGCCGCUGCGAUCGCGGAAGCGCUGCGCGGCAACGGGGUGGUGACUGAGCUAGACAUCUCCUGGAACCAGAUCGGCCCCACGGGUGCCACCGCGAUCGCCGACGCCCUUCGCGUCAACGGGGUGCUGAGCAACCUCGUGCUCCGGGACAACAACAUCGGGGACGAGGGUGCCGCUGCGCUGGCCUCUGCUCUUCGCGUCAACGAGGUGCUGACCACUCUUGACUUGUCGGGCGACCCAUACAGCAGCGGCGGCAUCGGCCCCGAGGGUGCCAGCGCGAUCGCAGAGGCCCUUAAGGUCAACGGGGUCCUGACCUCCCUCAAUCUCACUGGAAACAAAAUCCGCGCCAAGGGCGCCGCCGCAAUCGCCGAGGCGCUGCGCGGCAACGGGGUGCUGACCUCCUUGAACGUGGGCUUCAACAGCCUCACCGAGGAGGCGGCCCUCGGCAUCGUGCGUGCCGAGCGGCAGCGCAACAAGCUGACCUCGCUGGGCUUGGCUCGCUGCAACAUUGGCCCGACUGGCGCCGCAGAGAUCGCCGAGUACGCGUCGGGCAGUGAGGUGCUGACCGACCUCAACAUCAGCGAGAACAUCAUCGGUGCCGAGGGCGCCAAGGCGAUCGGCAAGGCACUCGCGGUCAACGCGGUGCUGACCACCCUCGUGCUCUCCGACACCCGCAUUGGCGACGAGGGCGCCAAGGCACUGGCCUCCGCUCUUCGCGUCAACGAGGUGCUGACCACCCUCAACCUCUCCGACAACGACAUCCGCGAGGAGGGUGCCAAGGCGCUAGCAUCCGCUCUUCGCAUCAACAGGGUGCUGAACAACAUCGACCUCCGCUACAACGAUUUGGGCGAGGAGGGGAAGGGAGUGAUUCGAGAUGCGGGUGCUCUGAAAAGCAUCAACCUCGAGUACAACAUCAACAAGUUGGGCGACGAGGGGAAGGGAGCGAUUUGGGAUGCGGUGAGCGGGCGGGUAGGGUUCGAGCUCCCAGGAUAUGUCAUAUGA